CUGAUCUAGAAGUGCAGAGGGCAAGGAAGAGCGAUCAUUUUGUCUAAUGUUUCAUGGCGGCAGGCGGCAGAGGCCUGCAAGAGCCAUUUUGCAGGGCGCUGGAUCUGCCAUCCCGCCUCUGUCACUCUUCUACCAUCAGCUUCUCACAGAUGCAGUGCUUCAAGCAGUCUCUGUGUUUCAUUAGACAGGCACCAGCGUUCAAAGUUUUUGCAGGUCGCUCUCACUACGGCCGAUUUCCCACAUCUCCUCUCUGUUUGCCCGACCCAGCACCGCCCUGGCUCGCGGAAGCGAGGAAAGCCGUGGCGCGUCAACCGUUACCGCUCAGUGAGCAGCUAAGUCGACUGGGCGGUUAUGCUUCUCUCCAAAGCAAGCAGUCAGAUGCAAGUGGUGGAAAGGCUGGUCUUGAAGAUAAGGGACUCGAUCAAACCCCUUACAGACAGUAUGCUGAAGACAGCAAGCAGCAUUCAACCCUGUGGGCAAUCACUGCGCGGAACGAUGACUUUGACGGCGCCUUCGAAGUGGAGGCACGAGCGCAGGGCUAUCAGGAGCUGAGACCAAACGUGUUUGCGGUGGGGGGGUCCGAUGCAGGUGUGGUGCAGCAGGGGGUAUGGAGGAGGAUGGUUGGGCUAAGGCUCAUUAUGGAGCCUCUGGUGGUGGCGGCUACACCAGCAGAACUCGUCUCACGCACGAUGGACUUGUCGCUCGACCUGGUUCAGACAGAGUUCAGCAUCUCGCACGAGCGCUUGGAACGGAACGAGGGCGCCAAAGAGCUGAGCCAAGUGGCUCUGCGGAGACACUUGGGCGCCGUGCUCGGCAACCCCAACUGGGCGGCGUGCAAAGACGAGCCGGGGCUGACGCGGCCGCGGUAUGUCGUGCUUGAAAUGACAGAAGGGUACGUCCUUGGGUACGUGGUAUUUGCUCCGCCCCUCCUCGGUCUGGACUACUCGUCUGCUCCUCAAACGUGGAGUGCGGCGCUCCCUCCUGAGCUGGCGGCUGUGGCGGUGAAUCUCGUGGCGCGACCGGGGGACACGCUGAUCGACCCGUGCUGCGGUUCGGGAACCAUCCCGUUCGAAGCUCACAGGCGUGGGGUCCACGCACGUGGCAGUGACGUCAAUCCUACGGUGCUGAAGAUGGCAGCGGCCAACUUCCGGCACCUGGGGGUACCGUACCGUGCUUCUUGGGACGAGCGUCCGAGCAGCGGUGCGGACGCUUCUGGAAAGAAACGCCAAAGGCUGUCCGAAUCGAAGAAGAGACUCGAAAAUGGUGGAUCGCCACAUGGGUGUGUUUCGAGCAACGGGAAUGGGCCGCAUGCUCGACUGGAAGAGGGGCCGCAUGAGGAGAGAUCUCAUACUAGGAGUAACGUUCCGGACACUUCUGACCGAGAAGGGGACUUAAAUAGAACGAAUUUGAGCAGGGAACCAAAUUUAGCGAGUAGACAGUGGGAGGAAAAGGAACGAACGCACGCUAUUGAGUUGUCAAUACGAGAUGCCUUGCAACUAGACGCGACUGCAGACUGCCUCGUUGCGAAUCUACCUUACAACAGGUUUCUUGAGGUUAGCGAGGGGGAUAUAGAAGAGCUGGUGCGGAGACUGAGGGACUGCGCCGAGCGUUUUGUGUUCUUUGCGGGAGCGCCUUUGCGAGCUAAGUUAGAAAAGGAGGGAUACGAAGUGGUCACGGAGGUAGACAUAGGGAGACGAGGUAAACGAUACAUGUCGUGGGCUCGCUCAAAACAAUGCUCGUCCACAAACCUUGAAGGUGCCCAAAGAAUGCAGAGUACAACGUAUGUCUGAAAAAGACAGCAACGGCUGCCUGUACGUCGCGGGUUGUUCGCAACAGUUAAACGGUUUGCAAAGUCCUGAUAAUAAGGUUCUUGCACCGGACCGGGU
Molecule: messenger RNA, 1886 nt
Organism: Klebsormidium nitens
Lineage: Eukaryota; Viridiplantae; Streptophyta; Klebsormidiophyceae; Klebsormidiales; Klebsormidiaceae
Source: the annotation of a GenBank genome assembly